AUGAUGUCGGGCGGGUCAACGCGGCCGUGGGCGAGCCUCAGCCCUAUACAGGCGCUUAUCGAGCAGGCAUGUGAUCCUACGCUUCCCGAGCCAAAUCACACGGUCAAUAUCGAGCUCGCUGAGCUAGUCAACAAGAAGAAAGCGAAUAGCGCUCGCGAAAGCAUCUUUGGUCUGCUCCCACAUAUCAACUCGCGGAAUCCGAAUCAAGCGCUCCUCGCUUUGAAUGUCCUGGACCAUCUCGUCCGGAACUGCGGAUAUCCGAUACACCUUCAGAUUGCGACAAAGGACUUUCUCAACGAGCUCGUGCGGAGGUUCCCAGAACGGCCACCUAUGGUCACAGGGCGUGUGAUGAGCCGGAUUCUUGAGAUGAUACAUGAGUGGAAGAACACGUUGUGUGUCCAGUCCAAGUACAAGGAGGACUUGGUGCAUAUACGGGAUAUGCACCGUCUCCUCAGCUACAAGGGAUAUCGGUUCAAAUCGUUUGACGCGACACGGGCCAUGUCCGCUGCAAACCCGAACGAGACAUUGAAAUCACCUGAAGAGCUGGAAGAGGAGGAUCGAGCCGCCAAGAGUGCUAAACUCCAGGAGCUCAUCCGGAGAGCAACCCCACGGGAUCUUGCCGCGGCUCAGGAACUCAUGAAGCAAUUGUCCGGCGCAGAACCCGAAAAGGCUCCGGACUACGCUGCGCAGACAUUCCACGAACUCGACAAGGUCCAAUCAAAAGCUAUCCUCCUCAACGAUAUGCUCAACAACGCGAGGGAGGGCGAGCGGAUAGGGAUUGUCGGUGACGCAUAUGAGCAAGUGGCAACUGCGUGUAAGGGGGCACGACCAAAGAUUCAGAAGUGGAUCGAAGAGGAUACCGGAGAGCGGGAGGGCAUGAUGGAUCGCCUCUUAUUGUGUAAUGACCUUAUCAAUAAUGCGCUGGAACGGUUCCAGGCUUGUAAAGCUGGAGAUUGGGCUCUGGCUCAAGCUUUGGUGGAGUCCUCCAACCCCAAUCAAAAAGCUGCAGACCUCAUCUCUUUCGAUGCUUUUGCGGACGAAGAGCAGGGCAUGUCGGGACAUGGCGGUCUCGCACUCCCCAACGCCGGCGGAUCCAACCCCGCAGCAGCCAACAACGCCAACAUGUCAUCCAGCGGUCUCCCGCUCGACCUGUUCUCCUCCCCUUCCCCCUCGCCCACCCCAAACCCCAUGUCGACCAUGUUCUCUUCUUCCUCCUCCUCCACUCCAGCCCGACAAGACCCCAUGGCCUUCUUCAAUACCUCUGCACACAUUCAACAAUCUAUCCCACAGUACCAGGCCCAGGGCGCUCAGCGGUCUCAAUCGCCAUACGGCAUGCCGGCUACACAGCAGGGGAUGGGCGGCGGGUUCGGAUUCGGUUCGGGCAUCGCGGGUCAGCAGCAACAUCAGCUGGAGACGGCACCAUUACAACCCCAACAGCAGCAGCAGGGGUAUUCGCUGUCACCACAGCCACCGCAGAAUGGGCAGCAGAAGCCGGGACAGAAGAAGGACGCUUUUGCGGAUUUAGUAGAUCUCAUGAACUAG
Messenger RNA from Dioszegia hungarica, 1542 nucleotides. RefSeq names its product VHS domain-containing protein. The record is from RefSeq and is a predicted model, not a curated record. The transcript is spliced from 10 exons. Lineage: Eukaryota; Fungi; Basidiomycota; Tremellomycetes; Tremellales; Bulleribasidiaceae. Gene Ontology annotation, cellular component: trans-Golgi network. Gene Ontology annotation, molecular function: phosphatidylinositol binding; ubiquitin binding. Bases 1 to 1542 code for a protein of 513 amino acids. Gene Ontology annotation, biological process: protein transport to vacuole involved in ubiquitin-dependent protein catabolic process via the multivesicular body sorting pathway; Golgi to endosome transport; Golgi to vacuole transport.